This is a messenger RNA of Mytilus trossulus (common blue mussel), 2534 nucleotides long. RefSeq lists its product as uncharacterized. The transcript is spliced from 10 exons. The coding region runs from base 326 to 1813 and encodes 495 amino acids. The record is from RefSeq and is a predicted model, not a curated record. NCBI's taxonomy places the organism in Eukaryota, Metazoa, Mollusca, Bivalvia, Mytilida, Mytilidae.
UUAAGGUAGUUUAAAUACACUAUGACACCGCUUGUUUUAUCAAAGUUCAGAUUAAAUCGUUGGUAAAUCUGUCCAUCAAAGGGUUGAAAUAUACAUCGUGCAUAGUGUCACAUUUCCAACAACUACUGUUUUCGGUGUUACUUAAUUUCAAUUUAAAGUCCGCUUUGAAAUUUAUGUUUUUCGUUCGAUGGCAUUUGUAACGUGUUUCAGUGUCAACACCAACUGUUUAAGACAUAUUUAAAAGGAUGAUUUAAAAGUUUCAUUUUCUUAAAUGACAAACGAUUGAUUUUAAUUUGAAGGAUUUAAUCUGAGGAUAACAAGAAAAAUGCAGAAACUACUGAAAGUGUUUUUUGUACAAUUAAUAUUGUUUUAUGUGUGUACAUUUUCAAGAAAAAUAGGAACAAGUGUAAAAUUGACACAUAGGGAUAAAUUAAUGAUUGUUAACUAUCAUAAUGAUAUUAGACGGCUUAUUUAUGCAUCAAAUAUGCAAGCUUUGAGUUGGGACCAUGCAGCUGCAGAGAAAGCACGAGAGUGGGGACAUAAUUGUAUAUUUAAUAGACUAUGGGAUGACAACUAUGGUGAAAACUUGUACAAAACAUAUUUUACAAAAGCUACGAGAUUUCGUGAAGUAAUGAUGGACGCAUUAAAAGAUUGGGAUAAAGAGAGACAAAAUUUAUUUUCGUGGGAUGUGAAAUGUACAGAAAGUGAAACAUGCAACUACAAACAGCUAGUCAGUGCUAAAUCGGAUUCGGUUGGUUGUGCUUUGAUAAAAUGUCCGAGGAUGAUCGAAAGUAAGAAAACAACCAAUUACAAUAUGAACUAUUUCAUCUGUUUCUACUCACCAAAAGUAGAAUUAGAUAAACAACCUUUUACAUAUGGCAGGAAAUGUUCAGCAUGUCCACAAGGCUAUCAUUGUAAACGGAAAAUGUGCACAAAGAAGAAAUGGAAAAAAAUCAAGCACAGUGGAAAUGUGAUUAAAGAAAAAUUACCAGAAAGAACACUAAAUAUACCAACAACAAAUAUCAUCAUUCGAGAAGACUCUAGAGGAUAUACACAUCACAGAAACACAUCGAAUGACCAGACAAAUGUAUUGUUACCAAUUCCUCCUGCAGCACUGACGGGGAGAGAGGCCAGUGAAAAGGUGUUUAAUGGUGGAAAUACUGAGAUUAAAAUAACCCCACGGAGGAGAAGAAUGAAGCGACAAUCUAGCAGACGAUACUCAUCAUACGACGAUUACCUUCGUAGAGAUAGACUACGUCGGGAGAGACAACGAGCGCAACAAUUAUAUGAGCGUGAACAGCUAAGACGCCAACGAGAGGAACAGGCGGCUCAUCAAAGACGCAAUUCAAGGCCUUCUGCAGACAUACGAAGACGACCUAACACCCAAACCGAAAGAAGACAGCCGCAAAGAAAUACGGCACCAGGUAGUGUUACAGUAGAAGAGCAGAAUUAUCUAACACAGGCACACAAUCUUUUGAGAGGGAGUCAGAUGACAGCAUUGAAAUGGAGUAGAUACCUUCAACGAUGGGCGGAUUAUGUUAUACGAUGUCAGGUUGAGUAUCCCGGUCCUAUCACAACAUACACAAACUUUGGGAAAAUUUCAAAUGGCGGCAAUAUCUAUAACAUCGUCUACAACUGGGGAAAUGAAGGAUACAAUGUUAAUAAAAAACUUGAGACCGGUUGUAGAACACCUGCCGACAGAGAAAGAUGUAAUCAUAAUGUUAUUGUGAGAAACGAGUUUCUGCGAGAGUAUGCUUGUGCUGCUAGAAAUUGCCAGAGUGGAAUAAGACAACUUACUUGCAUUUAUCGAUAGCUGGAAAAGACAAACAAAACUCUAAAGAAUCAAAAUAUAUAAUGUACUACCUUUUUACUCACAGAUAAUAUUCAGGGAUAUAUGACUGUUACAUUAUACUAGCAUUUCUUUGUAAACUAAACAGUGAUAUUCGCGACAUUAAUUUGUGACUAAUAAUGUAAGUUUUGUUAUUUAAUUCCAAAUUUGUUUCUAAAAACAUCAUGUAUUAAAUAGUAGGUUGUGUGUAUAUAUUGAAAGAAAAUUAUAAGCAUAAAUGUACCAAUGUAAAACAUAUUAUUUGAAAUUGGUUUUUCUGAGAUGUUAAAAAUGUGUAGGUAUUAAUCUAAAAUGAUUUUUUAUUGUACAUGUAUGUGUGAACAAUUCGACGGUAUAUAAAUAAUACUGACCAGUGCAAGAGUCCUUAAUGUAAUAGUAUAUGAAAUCACCGGUAAAUACUUUUUUUAAGCUAUACUAUCUUUUUAUUUCAGGCUGAUUGAAAUUUGUUCUAUAAAUACUUUUACUUAUCAAGAAAGUUUAAUUAAUGAUACAUUUAUAACAUAACUGAAUUGCUUUGCAAAAGAAAAGUACUUUUAUUAGAGAUAACAACAAGUUUCUGAAAUACAUUUACAAAGUAAAUAGCAAAACAACCAAAAUAUCUGUUUUCUAGAUACAAAAUUUUACAACAACAUAUAAUUUUACAAUAAUUAGUGAUUACAAAUAAGUUAAAUGAAGAUUCACUGAA